Molecule: messenger RNA, 1233 nt
Organism: Cygnus olor (mute swan)
Lineage: Eukaryota; Metazoa; Chordata; Aves; Anseriformes; Anatidae
Product: thyrotropin-releasing hormone receptor-like
Exons: 2
Coding region: 1-1164 (387 amino acids)
Biological process (GO): phospholipase C-activating G protein-coupled receptor signaling pathway
Cellular component (GO): membrane
Molecular function (GO): thyrotropin-releasing hormone receptor activity
Source: RefSeq, a predicted model, not a curated record
AUGGAGAACGGCUCGGCCAGCCAGGGAGCCGUCCCGGACGGCAGCGGCAACCAAACCCUGGGCAGGAUGCCCCGGCAGCCCCUGGAGCUGCAGGUGGUCACCAUCCUGCUGGUGCUGCUCAUCUGCGGCGUGGGCAUCGCCGGCAACGUGAUGGUGGUGCUGGUGGUGCUGCGCACCAAGCACAUGGUGACCCCCACCAACUGCUACCUGGUCAGCCUGGCGGUGGCCGACCUCAUCGUGCUGCUGGCGGCCGGGCUGCCCAACAUCUCGGACGUGGUGGCUUCCUGGGUGUACGGCUACGCCGGCUGCCUCUGCAUCACCUACCUGCAGUACCUGGGCAUCAACAUCUCCGCCUGGUCCAUCACCGCCUUCACGGUGGAGCGCUACAUCGCCAUCUGCCACGCCAUCAAAGCGCAGCUCCUCUGCACCGUGAGCCGCGCCAAGCGCAUCGUCUCCUCGCUCUGGCUCUUCACCUCCCUCUAUUGCCUCAUGUGGUUCUUCCUGGUGGACACCACCCAGGUCACCUUCUCGGAUGGGGCGCAAGUCACCUGUGGGUACCGGGUCUCCAGAAGCCUUUACAUGCCCAUUUACUUCUUGGAUUUCGCUGUCUUCUACGUCAUCCCGUUGGGACUGGCAACUGUCCUCUAUGGCCUCAUCGCCCGCAUCCUCUUCAUGAGCCCCCUGCCCGCCACCCCGCAGCACCCCUGCCUGGGCUCCACGCACCAGGGCGGCUCCCUCAAGCUCUCCUGCCGGGGCAGCAGGGGGGCCCUGAGCUCCCGCAAGCAGGUGACCAAAAUGCUGGCAGUGGUGGUGGUGCUCUUCGCCCUCCUGUGGAUGCCUUACCGCACACUGGUGGUGGUGAACUCCUUCAUGGACCCGCCAUAUCUGAACAUCUGGUUCCUGCUCUUCUGCCGGACGUGCAUCUACCUGAACAGCGCCAUCAACCCCAUCAUCUACAACCUCAUGUCCCAGAAAUUCAGGGCUGCCUUCAGGAAGCUCUGGGAGUGCGAGCAGAAGAGCACCAAGAACCCCGUGCCGCACAGCGCCCCGGUGUACUACAGCAUCACGAAGGACUGCUCUCACGGCAGCUCGGAUCUCCUCACCGAACAAGAAGAGCUGAACAGCCUCCCGGCACCUGCAAGGAAAAGCAGGCCUGCCAAAUAAAUACCAGGACCCUGAAACAACGCAGGAGCUAUGUGGCUGCACGCACCGUGCUGGGAAAGCGCCAACAGA